AUGUUGGUUAUCCAAGAGGUGGCGGUCCGGACUUGGGAAGAGGACCAUGAGAGAGUCAAGUUCCUCCUCGGACACAUCACCGUGCCGUAUUCCGUCAUGAGCAAGGAGCGCGGAGGCUGGGCUCCUCAGGCUUACAUCGAUGUUCAGCAACGUGUAGCUGAUCCGGAGAACAUCACCAGUUCGGAGCCACAGACCGGCUAUACGCGGCUGGUGUGGAAUGGGCUGCACAACAUCAACCACGUAUGGUGCGUGCUACAAAAGAUGUUCGCUCAGGACCCUACGGCAGAAUCAUGGCCUAUUGACAUCCAGCUUUCCUAUUUGCUGUUUAUCUUCUCGGAGUUCAAGGCCACCGAACCGCGUGACCGACUAUACGCGUUCAUCGGCUUGCUUCUAGGCCCGGAAGACAUGAAGCUACCAACCCACCUGUUGCCUGAUUACACGAAGCAUCGAGAGGAAGUCUUUCACGAGUACACUGUCUGGAUACUCCAAGAAAUUGGAAUCAUUGACGUGCUGUCACUACACACAGGGGAGCGGACCGGGCGGACGUGUCCAUCAUGGGUACCAAACUUUGAGGGCCGAAGAAAGAGCUUUGAGGAUGCUUGCAUCGUUACCGAGGAGCCACUUCCACUCAAACUCCUGGAAGGCAACCGAGUCUUGGAGGCGGACGCCUUGCUGGUGGGCGUCAUACUCGCCAUUGCCUCGCCAUUGGAAGUUGCAGAGAAGACAUCGAGCACCACCACCACCUCUGCAUUAAUAGAACGAGUCAGGGAGACGCUUCGUGGUUGGGAGGGUUGGCUCGAAAUGCUUUUUGAAACGACGCCUGAACCAUUUGAGGACAGAGCUUGGAGGAGACAGCUUAGCGACUACUUCGACCAAGCUUUUGUCGAGGCAGACAGGGGCUAUGGGAGGGUCAAUUACGAAAAGGGAGCGCUGUCCAAUGCGCUAUCCCGCGACAAACCGGAACCGGGGGGGCAUCCAUCAAUCUUCGGCAAGCUGUGCGCCACCUCGCCCUCCGUUCUUUCCUACGCCGACUUCACCGCAAAUGAGUUCGAGGGCUUGGUGCCCUUCACGACUCGGCGCGGCCAUUUUGACUUUUGCAGCAGCAAGUCGGAGAUCCCCGAAUACGGAGAUGUUGUUUGUCUCCUCAGGGGAUCGUCGAAGCAGUUCAUCCUGCGCCGGGCCCCUCCUGAUGCGUUGGGAGAAUGGACCAUGGUGGGAACGGUGUACAACGAUGCCGAUAAGACCCGACUUUACCGUGCCGCCGUACGGCCGCUGAGAGAUCACUUGGUCCCUGGCUCUGACAAAAUCGCUGUUGCCCUGUAUGAUGCCCUUGAAGAGUUCUUUGGGGGGCCGAAACAGUACAACAGAAUAUGA
Sordaria macrospora k-hell is the source of this 1374-nucleotide messenger RNA. RefSeq lists its product as uncharacterized. NCBI's taxonomy places the organism in Eukaryota, Fungi, Ascomycota, Sordariomycetes, Sordariales, Sordariaceae. The record is from RefSeq and is a predicted model, not a curated record.